AUGCCUUCUCCCUCUGUGAUCCUCCUGAUAGUGACCUUGACCUGCCUACCUGACCCUGCCCACCUAGUUCAAGUCAUCUCAUUUGACCUUGUAGAGGAGCAGGAGGUCAACGUUGCGGUAGGAUCUGUCACGGACGUUCUGGAACUGGAUGAAGAGAAGACGGAUGACCUCUUGGCCUCUCUCCGGUACAGUGUCCUGCCUCAUGGUUAUCCCCACAGUUCCCUGUUCCGGAUCACGGAUGGGAGGGGGGAGAUAUUUGCCGUGGAGAGAAUCGACAGGGAAGAGAUAUGCAGUUUUGCAACGUCGUGUUCUCUCAACCUAGAGUUGGUUGUGCAAUCGUCAACGUUCCAGCUGUUCAAGAAGGUCCGGGUUAAUAUUGUAGUCAUUGACGUCAACGACAACGCUCCCACGUUCCCGUCGAAGUCUGUAGCUCUGGACAUCUCGGAGUCCGUGUCCGUCAAUUCGUCGUUUGCGGUUGAAGGAGCAAUUGAUCCGGACACUGGACGCAAUGCUCUUCAGACAUAUGAUAUUCUUAGAGCAGACGGAGUGUUUGACCUUGACAUUAAAAAGAAUCUCGAUGGCGGCAGCGUUGUAAAUCUUAUUGUUAGAGAAACCUUAGACAGAGAGCGGAGGGAUUUCUACAGAAUUUAUCUAAUGGCGAAAGAUGGUGGAAUUCCUCGCAAGUCUAGUCUUCUAAUGGUUAAUAUAACAGUCACAGAUAUCAAUGACAACGCACCAGAAUUUCCAUUUGCACAAUAUAACGCCACUGUCAAGGAGGUGGUUUCUGUUGGCCACGUGGUUCUGGGCAUUACCGCAUCUGACGCUGACGCUAGUGUCAGUUGGAGACCAUUUUAUAGAAUCAGCCCUCUCCAGUCAGGUGAGGCGAGAAAGUUUUUCAACAUGAAUCCUAGAACAGGGGAGAUAACCGUCAUAUCCCCGCUGUCAGAGAUCCAAGGAAGAAAACUGAAGUUCGUUGUGGAAUGUGUUGAUGGUGAUACUCCACCGCUGGUUGGCCAGAGCGAGGUGGAAAUAUUCGUCCAGGAUACAGAAAAUACAGAGCCAGUUAUAAAUCUCAAUCUUCUGAAUGGCGGAAUGGUGUCAGAGUCCUACAAGCUUGGCACAGUUGUAGCUCACCUUGCCGCAAGCGAUCCGGACUCGGGGAGAAACGGCUACGUCAAAUGUUCCAUUGAUAGCUCGACAUUUGAGAUCCAGAACCUCGACGUCAGUGAAUACAAGGUGACCUUGAAGCGGUUCCUUGACAGGGAAUCUGAGAGCGAAGUCGGUGGAAUUAUCACCUGUCAAGAUGAAGGUGAACCUCCCCUGAACAUCACUGAAUCGUUCACAAUGACAGUGUUUGAUGAGAAUGAUAACGAACCCACCUUCACUAAAGAAGUGUAUGAGAUUACUAUAGAAGAAAAUAACCAACCUAACAUCACCCUGCUGCAGGUGACGGCACUCGACUCGGACUACGGUGAUAAUGGGAAAGUACAUUACUCCAUCACAGAGGGGCGUGACUCUGGUGUGACGAUUUCUCAACAAGGGGAGAUAAAUGCGCUACUCUCAUUCGAUCGAGAAGAUAAGGCACGGAUUCUGUUGAUUAUUAUGGCUAAAGAUAACGGCACUCCUAGUUUAAAUUCUACUGCAACGGUUGUGAUUAAUCUUCAAGAUGUCAAUGACGUAGCCCCGACGUUCAGCCAAAGUAUUUACUCAUUUGAAACUCCUGAAAACCUGCCCCGAGGAACUCAGGUAGGUCAAGUGUCGGUGUACGACCUUGACGAUGGAAGAAACGGCGAAGUGUUCUUAAGUAUUGAAUUAUUAUUCGAGGAUAUUGAAAGUUUCCCGAUAUCUGUCACCCAAACAGGGGAACUGAAAACAACCAGACCCUUAGACAGGGAAAGGGAAAAUCAUUUUGAGUUUGCAAUACUCGCAACAGAUAAAGGAAGAGAGCCCAUUACAAGCACUGCUAAGAUCUUUGUUGAUGUUAAUGAUAAGAACGAUAACGCUCCUGUUCUUUUCUUCCCAUCUGAAAUAAAUGACACUAUUUCUGUAACUUACAACACUGAUCCGGGUACAGUCGUGGUGAACAUUGAUGCUAUCGACAACGAUGCGGGUGAUAACGGCAAGCUCGAGUAUAUACUGACAUCAAUUGAGAGGGUAGAAAUAAGACUUGAGGGCGUUGAUUUUGACGAUCAAACGGAAGAACUAUUUAGCCUCGAGUCCGAAACAGGGGAGAUAACUCUAAUACGAUAUCCUACCCUAGAUGAUUUGGGAGUGUAUUCUCUAAACAUCAUGGUUCGAGACCACGGUACUGUGUCGUUGUCGACGAACACCACGUUAAUCCUAGAAAUAGUUGCUAGUAACGAGACAAUAGUAGCUCUGCUAACUGGUACGGCGGAAAGCAAUAACAACACGACGAUAGUAACGGCACUGGGAUGUCUGACCGGCCUCGUCAUCGUUGUAGUAGUCGUAAUAAUCUUUACUAUUAGGAUGAUUGAUAGGGAGAGAACGCUGAAACGUCAGCAACAGUUGCACGUGAAAGUGGAACCUCGCGACGGCGACUUGAAGUAUGAUGGGGAGAUCCUUGAAAGUGGUCACAAGCUGACACGUUCUUUGUCGUCACCGAGGCUGUCUAGUCAGGUGUCCCAUGGAUGGAAGUUCCUGUCAGCGUGGCAUCUGGGGUCCGGCGACAGCAGCAAGUUGGCGGCAGCACACAAUUGGGCGAGGAGUAAGACAAGGAAGGUAUCCGCCGACAGCAACGACAGUGGUAACAGCGGAAGCGACAGCGGCAAAGGGGGGAGUGACGACGAUAACCAUAGCAACGAGACUUCAUCCCUUCAAGGCAACUCAACGGACAGGAAGCUCUUAGCAACUGACUACAAUCCGCCCGAACCAGAGUACAGUGUCGUUAUUCGACCAAAUAAGGAGAAAUUUGACUGCAUGCAGAGCAGACGACUCUUGCCGAAGCUGGACGAGAUUUCACUGCCCUCGGACGAGCUGUAUGCCGACUACUGCAGUUUGGAUACAAUCAAGGAAGAACCAGAAAGUCCCUAUAAGGAGAUCGAUUUUCAUUUUGAGACCCCGGUUCCUAAAUUGCGACAGCCGAAAAAACUGCCUCGGAACAUCAUGAAAGAUAACGAAGAUCAAGGACUCAUAAGGGCUAAAAGUCGAAACGAUCUGCGCAUGUCCGGUGACAGUUCGGAUGAAGAGACUCUGAAGAGGGCUAGUGUCGAUGGCGUCAAUUUGAAAUGUGGCGAUUCCGUCAUAUUUGAUUUAGAUCUGCAGAAAGUUGACGAUAUCUUCGUCUGA
Haliotis rubra (blacklip abalone) is the source of this 3306-nucleotide messenger RNA. RefSeq names its product protocadherin-11 X-linked-like. The record is from RefSeq and is a predicted model, not a curated record. Gene Ontology annotation, cellular component: plasma membrane. Gene Ontology annotation, biological process: homophilic cell-cell adhesion. The transcript has 3 exons. Gene Ontology annotation, molecular function: calcium ion binding. Bases 1 to 3306 code for a protein of 1101 amino acids. Lineage: Eukaryota; Metazoa; Mollusca; Gastropoda; Lepetellida; Haliotidae.